UUCUAGGAUAGGCGCUCUCAGAGUGGCAGACGCCCUGGCUUUUGACCCAGAAAGUCUGGCUCUGCUAUUUGCCGACCACUUUUUCCUCAUUCGGCCUCAGUUUCCUCAUUUACAAAUUGGGACUAGGUGAUCUGUCCGGCACUACGGUCCUCGGUCCCCUCGCUGCCCCGGGCUGAAUCCCACCCCCACCUCGCUGCGGACUGGCGCGGGGAUGACAGGGGAUGGGGGAGCGGGGAGGGGUUCAAGCUUCCCUUGCCUCCUGUCCCCGCCCCUCCCGGCCGGUGCUGCGGCCACGUCUGGAAGCCACUUGUGCUCGCUGAGCUCCAGGACGGCAGAGACGGCGCCCCGCUCCCGGGUCAGUGGAGGGCAAGAGCAGAGAGGUGCAGCCUGGGGCUCGGGGUCCCGCCAGCUAAAAGCAGGCCAUCUGUGCCUGUGGUCUUCCUGGCCCCUGUGGCACCAUGGCUUGGCCACGCAUUUCCAGCACUACCAUGGCUGUCCUCUUCAUAGUACAGACGGGCCUCCUGCUCUACCUGUAUACACACCACAACCACCUGCUGCCCUCCUUCAAGGAGAAGCCGGCCCAUGUCCACGUGCUGAUCCUGUCCUCCUGGCGCUCGGGCUCCUCCUUCGUGGGCCAGCUCUUCAGCCAGCACCCAGACGUCUUCUACCUGAUGGAGCCGGCCUGGCACGUGUGGGUGACCCUCUCCCAGAGCAACGCUGAGGUGCUCCACAUGGCUGUGCGGGACCUGGUGCGCUCCGUAUUCCUCUGUGACAUGAACGUCUUCAGCGCCUACCUGCCUUGGUACCGAACCCUGUCGGACCUCUUCCAGUGGGCCGUCAGCCGAGCGCUGUGCUCCCCGCCAGCCUGCAGCGCCUUCCGGAGAGAGGACAUCACCAGCGAGGCUGCCUGUAAGAGCCGCUGUGGGCAGCAGCCCUUCCAGGCCCUGGCAAAGGCCUGCCGCUCCUAUAGCCACGUGGUGCUCAAGGAGGUGCGCUUCUUCAACCUGCAGGUUCUGUACCCGCUGCUGACCGACCCCUCCCUCAACCUGCACAUCAUCCACCUGGUCCGGGACCCGCGAGCCGUGCUCAAGUCCCGGGAGCAGUCGGCCAAGGCCUUGGCGCGGGACAACGGCAUCGUGCUGGGCACCAACGGGACGUGGGUGGAAGCCGACCCCGGGCUGCGGGUGGUGCAGGAGGUGUGCCGCAGCCACGUGCGCAUCACCGAGGUGGCCCUGCAGAAGCCGCCGCCCUUUCUGCGGGGCCGCUAUCGCCUGGUGCGCUUUGAGGACUUGGUGCGGAACCCACUGGUCGAGAUCCGAGGCAUGUAUGACUUUGCUGGCCUUCGCAUUACCCCGCAGCUGGAGGGCUGGAUCUACAACAUCACGCACGGCCGGGGGCCUGGUCAGCUUAAAGAGGCCUUCAAGAUCACCUCCCGAGAUGCUCUUAACGUCUCCCAGGCCUGGCGCCAAGCUCUCCCCUUCCCAAAGAUCCACAGGGUGCAAGAGCUGUGUGCUGGGGCCCUCCGCGUGCUGGGGUACCGGCCGGUUGACUCUGAGAAGGAGCAGAAGGAUCUCACUUUGGAUUUAGUGCUUCCCCAGGGAAGGAGCAAGUUCAGCUGGACCUCCUUUGCAUCUUCUGAUGCUCGAGAAAAGUAGGACUCAAAGCCGCUCUACACUUCCUGGGCCCUGGGAAGCUUUUAUUUAUGCACGUUGUAAAAUCAUUGGCUACCUGGAGCGUUCCCUAGUCGCCUAAAUGGAAGGAGGGGCCAUCUUGGAGACAAAAGCUGGGUGAUCUCGACUGUGGAUGAGGAUUUCUCCACUAAUACUCAGAUUUGCUGAUGCGGGGAACAGUUUUAUACAGAUAACCCAAUUGAUUAUAAUUGAAUGGAUUUUUUAAAGUUCCAAAGCACUAUUGGUUUUUCUCUCUUUACUAUAAUUUUUCUUUGGCUUCUUUUUAGUGGAGCAAGUCUUUUAUUUCCUUCCUACCAGUCCUCUUCCCCUUUUUCCUGUUAUCUUUUGAUCCUAGCCAACCUAGCUACCUAUAGAAUGGGGAGAAGGGGAGGGAAUGAAUUAUAUGAUGCACCACCAGCUGCCUCUAUAAAAGUAUUUAUUCAGUUAUUUCCUCUUUCCCCACACCAUCUUUUUGUUCAUUGGCAUAUGUCUUUUAUGUAUAUAUUUUAUGUAGUUUUAGUCAAUAUAUGAAUUGCAUUUCUAGUUCUAACUUCUUUUCUUUGUGGUAUUUCAUAUCUUCUCAUAUUUAUUUGUGUUCUUUGUAUUUGCCAUUUUUAAAUGGCAUUCGAAUUAUCCUAUCUGUACUAUAGAGGAUAGAUUGCUGACCUUGAUACCAGGAUCAGACACUUGAAAGUUGUGAGACCAGCUGAGUGUCCCAGUGGAUAGAAUUGCAGGCCUGGAAUUAAAAGGUUACUCUUCUUUGUGAAUUCAAAUCUGGCCUCAGAUAUUUACUAGCUGUAUGACCCUGGGCAAGUCAUUUAAUCCUAUUUG
Messenger RNA from Sarcophilus harrisii (Tasmanian devil), 2501 nucleotides. It is a transcript of the gene CHST6, whose product is annotated as carbohydrate sulfotransferase 6. The transcript is spliced from 2 exons. The record is from RefSeq and is a predicted model, not a curated record. Bases 459 to 1655 code for a protein of 398 amino acids. Lineage: Eukaryota; Metazoa; Chordata; Mammalia; Dasyuromorphia; Dasyuridae. Gene Ontology annotation, molecular function: N-acetylglucosamine 6-O-sulfotransferase activity. Gene Ontology annotation, cellular component: Golgi membrane. Gene Ontology annotation, biological process: keratan sulfate proteoglycan biosynthetic process; carbohydrate metabolic process; N-acetylglucosamine metabolic process.